GCCGGAAGAACGCAAUAAAAAUCCUCGUUACGUAUCGCCAAAUUGAAACGAGAUCUGCCAGAACAGUAUAAAAGAUGUUGUAAUUUGGCAUUCGAUCGAUAAAAAAUGCUCCUUUCAUUGGUAUUUUUUUAUUGUUUUCUCGUGUUAACAAUCACCGAUCAGACGCAAUAUUUUCCCAGAGAAACGUAUCCGAUUAAUUUCGUUGUCUGUCCAAAUGAUAAAGUUUGUACUUUCAUCGAGCAUUGUUCUGCCAUUUUAAAUUUAAUGAAUCAUAAUCUACUUCCAAUUCAUAGAUUUCGCCAAGCGAUUUGCGGUUACGAACAUACGAGGCCGAAGGUGUGCUGCAAUAUAAAUGAUAAUAACGUGAACACAUUUUUCACGCAAACGGACGACACGUUUUACGCGAGACGGAGUUCUACUUUAAAGUGUGGUAAAAGUUUCGUUCGUGGAAACGUUAAUACUGUAGGAAUGUUCCCUUUUGUUGCAAGAGUUGGAUACAAAAGUAAGGGAGAAGUCUGGAGAUGUUUAUUUGUUUUACAGAUCGAUUUUUACAAUUCUUUUCCAGACAAUGCAGGAAAAAUAACGUAUCCUUGUAACGGUGUAAUUCUGAAUCAACGCACAGUAUUAACUACUGCAAAUUGUGCCAAUAUAAAGUUUAAUGAUUAUAAACUGGAUUCGGUAAUUGUUGGCGAGUUUGAUAUCGAUACUGAUUCUAAUUGCAAUGUACAGAAAAUAAAUAUAUCGUAUGUGAUAAAACAUCCUGAUUACCAAGCUGAAACUUUGGCGAAUAAUAUAGCGAUGUUGCAUUUAAAAGAAUCGAUACAAUAUACUGCGACUGCACAACCUGUCUGCCUUUUACCUAAAAAUAAUUAUAUAGAUGUAGGAAUAAAUGCUAUUCUUGUUGGUUGGGGCAAACUUGCAAAUCGAAAGGUAAAUCCUUGUAAGCAACAAUUUUUGAAAAUGAGGAUUGCAUCGAUAGAAGAAUGCGUGAAUUAUUAUAUUCGAGGAUUAGCCGUUGAAUUGUGUACUUGUGUAGGAGAUGAAAUGCCAUGUUCUGGAUAUAAUGGAAGUCCUCUUUUACUUAGAUACGGCGACUCUCAUUUUUUGUUAGGUGUUUUAUCAUAUAGUUCCAACUGCAAUGUAACCACCAGCUUUCCAUCAGUCUUUGUUAAUGUACAGAAAUACGUAACAUGGAUUCUAGAAAAUUAUUAACUAUUCAUUAAAAGAUUAAUAAUUUAUUUAAUAUUA
Molecule: messenger RNA, 1248 nt
Organism: Apis mellifera (honey bee)
Lineage: Eukaryota; Metazoa; Arthropoda; Insecta; Hymenoptera; Apidae
Product: chymotrypsin-like protease CTRL-1
Exons: 6
Coding region: 106-1212 (368 amino acids)
Biological process (GO): proteolysis
Molecular function (GO): serine-type endopeptidase activity
Source: RefSeq, a predicted model, not a curated record